GAGGAGAGGAGAGGAGAGGAAAGGAAAGGAGAGGGGGGUCACUCUGACAUCCUGCCAAGCAGUUGGAAAAAGCAUCGGCGCACGAAACCAGACCCCUACUAGACAAAUCGAGGCAGAUCGUCAUGCACACAGCAGCCAGAAAGAAGGAGGGAUCACAUCCACGAGCUACCCCUCAACUGUCUCGCGCUGGAGAGAAAAACAACAGGAUGUGUAUGAUCUGACGCGACCGCGCGCUCCGGUUUAUAUAUAUAUAUAUUUAUAUAUAUUUUCCAAAUUCGAGGACGCACGUUUGCGAUCAUGAAUCCGGCCGAGCAGACGGUUACGUGGCUCAUCGCGCUCGGUGUGCUGGAGUCGCCGAAAAAGCGCGUGUCGGAUCCCGAGAGCUUUCUGCAGAGCUCGCUGAGAGACGGCGUGGUGCUGUGCAGGCUGCUCGAGCGACUGCGCCCCGGGUCGCUCCUCACGGUCUUUCAGGAGCCGAAGAGCGACGGUGAGAGCUUGAGCAACAUCAGGGAGUUCCUCAAAGCCUGUGCUUCAUAUCGAGUGGAGACAUUCGAAGCUGAUGACCUGUUUCAGGGCCAGAACUUCACCAAGGUGCUGAAUUCCUUGGUUGCUCUCAACAAAGCGACAGCAGAUACUGGAUCCGGCAGUGACUCCAUAUGUGUUCAACACUCCUCUCUGCGAAUCAAGUCGUUUGACUCCCUGAACUGUCAGCCUUCCCGCAGGAGAUCAUCCAAACGAGUGCACAGCCAGUAUUGCAUUCUGGACAUGUCUGAGAACAGUUCAGCUCAGCUGUUGGUGAAGGCGCGGUUUAAUUUCCAGCAGACGAAUGAAGAUGAAUUGUGCUUCCACAAGGGUGACAUCAUCCAGGUGACUCGGCAGGAGGAGGGAGGCUGGUGGGAAGGCACGAUCAGCGGCAAGACCGGCUGGUUCCCUAGCAACUACGUCAAAGAGAUCAAAGGAAGUGACAAGCCCAUCUCCCCCAAGCCCGGGACGCUGAAGAGUCCUCCCAAAGCGUUCGAGACCAGCGCUGUUACUAAGACCUACUAUAACCUGGUGAUCCAGAAUAUUGUGCAGACAGAAACAGAAUAUGGCAAAGAGCUCCAAACACUGCUUUCGACAUACUUGAGACUACUGCAGCCCACAGACAGACUGACCGUGACGGAUAUCGCUCACAUUCUGGGCAAUCUAGAAGAGAUCAGCUCCUUCCAGCAGACUCUGGUACAGUCACUAGAGGAAUGCACCAAAUUUCCAGAGAGCCAGCAGAGGAUCGGGAGCUUCUUCCUGUCCCUCAUGCCCCAGAUGAAGAGUCUUUAUGUAGCUUACUGCUCCAACCACCCUUCUGCUGUCGAUGUUCUCACACAACACGGAGAGGAGCUGGGUGAGUUUAUGGAGAGUAAAGGUGCAAGCAGUCCUGGGAUUCUCACCCUCACCACCAACCUUAGUAAACCCUUCAUGAGACUGGACAAAUACCCUACACUGCUCAAAGAGCUGGAGAGACACAUGGAGGAUUUUCACCCGGACCGCCCAGACAUUCAGAAAAGCUUGACUGCUUUCAAGAAUCUUUCUGCACAGUGUCAGGAGGUGAGGAAGCGGAAGGAGCUAGAACUGCAGAUUCUGAACGAGCCGGUGCGUGGUUGGGAAGGGGAGGGCAUUAAGACCCUGGGCAACGUCAUCUACAUGUCUCAGGUCCUCAUGCAGAACCAUGGCAGCGAGGAGAAGAAUGAGCGUUACCUGCUGCUCUUCCCCCACGUGCUGCUGGUGCUUUCUGCCAGCCCUCGGAUGAGCUGCUUUAUCUACCAGGGGAAACUUCCUCUAACAGGGAUGUCUGUUAACAAGAGUGACGAAACAAGAAAUGCUUUUGAAAUAUCCGGGAGUAUGAUUGACAGGAUCCAGGUGAUCUGCAAUAACCCUCAGGAUUUACAGGAGUGGGUGGAGCAUCUUCACCGCCAGACCAAACGCACAUCAACCAGCAUUUCCAGUUUAAAACCAUGCCAUACGCUCCCCUCUCACCCGCCCACCCCUUCGAGACACUCAGAGAGCAGGGGAGCCUACCACACCCUUCCUCACCCCUCCUCCCACUGCACCCCACACAGCACCAUGAUGUGGGGACCCUUGGAGCCGCCAAAAACCCAGAAACCCUGGAGCCUGAGCUGUCUGCGACCAGCACCACCACUGAAAGCAUCAGCAGCUCUCUGUUAUAAAGAGGAUCUCAGCAAAAGCCCCAAGAGCAUGAAGAAGCUUCUGCACAAACGCAAAGAGAGGAAGCCCUCAGACGAGGAAUUUUCUAUGAGGAAAAGUACUGCAGCCCUGGAGGAGGAUGCGCAGAUCCUGAAAGUAAUAGAGGCAUACUGCACAAGUGCCAAGACAAGACAAACACUCAACUCAACAUGGCAGGGCACUGAUUUGAUGCAUAAUCACGUGCUGGCUGACAUUGGCCAGUCGCGUGUGGAGGCUGCCGGUUGCCGUGCCAGUGUGUUGCGCCUGGAACUGUCGUCUGACCAAUCAGAAGACUCGGACUAUGACAGUAUAUGGACAACUCAUAGUUACAGGAUGGGUUCCACCUCUCGUUCAAGGAAGGAUUCGGGGCUGCAUAUGCUUUUCCCUGAAGAGGAGAAGAUCAUUGUAGAAGAAGUAAAGAGCAAUGGUCAGACAGUGAUUGAAGAGAGGAGUUUGGUGGACACUGUAUAUGCACUGAGGGAUGAAGUUCAGGAACUCAAGCAGGAUAACAAGAGGAUGAAGAGCAGUUUGGAGGAGGAGCAGAAAGCAAGGAAAGAGCUGGAGAAGAUAGUCAGGAGAGUAUUAAAAAACAUGAAUGACCCUUCAUGGGAUGAAACAAAUCUGUAAAGUUCAAUGAAGAUUGUUAUGCAUGUGGUCCAUGCCGGCACGGACAGAGGAUUUAAAACAAAAAACACUGUAAAACUGAGAACAGCAUGAUGCAGCUGAAGAACUAGGCAUAACUUUGGACCAAGAAAGCCUUUUCAGCUGAGCAUAGAGUUGAAGGUAAUGGAGAUACUAACAGGCUGGAAUGGAUCCAGUUGCUGAGUAAAGGCUCUUUAAGUUUGCCAGUGCCAAAUUUGCUGGUUUUUGCCAAAUAGCCUCUGAACUGCAAGAAUAAAUCAAGGAACAAAUAUUAAAAUAAGUGGCCAAAUACA
Messenger RNA from Pangasianodon hypophthalmus (striped catfish), 3152 nucleotides. It is a transcript of the gene arhgef7b, whose product is annotated as Rho guanine nucleotide exchange factor (GEF) 7b. The record is from RefSeq and is a predicted model, not a curated record. Bases 298 to 2844 code for a protein of 848 amino acids. NCBI's taxonomy places the organism in Eukaryota, Metazoa, Chordata, Actinopteri, Siluriformes, Pangasiidae. The transcript is spliced from 22 exons. Gene Ontology annotation, molecular function: protein binding; guanyl-nucleotide exchange factor activity.